GCCUCGGCUUCAUUUCAUUCGUUGAAAGAUGGCGGGUAAGAAAGUAGGUAGCGUGCUUGCAAUCAGUAGCCCAAUAUUUUCUCACGAGAGUCCUAUGCAAGCUCUCAGAAAAAUGUGCAGAUUAUUUGCUCCUGCAUCUGUGUUUUGUUUUCAGGCUAGGUGUUAUCGAGGAAGCAACAGAGAUACCAGAAUACGAGAGCGGAAGCUGCAAGAGAAGCUCAAACGUCGGUUACCACGGCAAGACACAGUCUUUGACAAAAAGGCUUUUAUUUUUCAAAAUCUUGAUAAAGAGCUGUUUUGCUUUCAGGAGAGGAUGGGGUUGAAAUUUAACGACCCCAAUUAUCUGACCGCUGCAUUUGUUCAUCCAUCUUUCCUGGCGAAGAUUAGCCGUAGAGAAGACAUCCCGCAAUUCGCUUCCCAAAAUUACUCGCUAGUAGAGAGACUUCAAAACUUAAAGUUGUCUCCAGAUACUCUCACGCUGCUUGGUCUCACGCAAACAAACUCGACUGUAACGUCUAAAGUCUUUUCUUCAUUUCCAUUUUUGCCAUCAAUAAUGAUAAGCGACAUUUCUGAACAAUUGUCAGGUAGAAAUAUAGUUACAAGGUUAGCGGAAAAUAUUGGAAUUCCAGAGCUCUUGGUUAUUGAAGAGGACAUUGAUCAGAUUGAUAAUGAAAAACACCUACCGUUUUCGAGAGCAGAUGUCAUAUGUGACGCUUUCUUUGCACUGAUGGGAGCAAUUUAUAAAGACCUUGGUACAGAGGAACUGCAAAGUUUUAUUGAUGAUUUUGUCAUGCCAUUUAUUGAUGAUGAGGUUUUCAGAGAUCAGAUAAAAAUAAAGCAGCCAAAACUAAUUGCUUCAGGGGCUGCAGCUCUUGCAGGGUACAAAGAAAGCAUUGAAAGCAGAUUGCUUUUUAACACCCAGUAUGAUGCCGAAGUUCCAUUGUAUGUUGUUGGUAUUUUUGCAGGUGCUCAAAAGCUAGGUGAAGGAGCAAGUGAUAUGUUACAUAAAGCAGAAGCAGCUGCCUUUGAAAAUGUAAUUCACAGUUUCAUGUGGAUGAAAGAAUCAAAUGAAGACAAAGAAUCAUAUAGAUAAUGACUCAAGUCAAUAUGAAAGCCUAAGAAAUUUACUUAAGUAAAAGAUUUUAUUAAAUUGCAUGUUUUAUUAAAAGAUUUCUUACAAUUUGAGUUUAAAAGGGUUAACAACAAUUUUCUUGUGUCAUCUUCUGCUCCUAAGUUCCUUUGUUUUAAUUUGAUUUACAGAGGAACUGAAACAAAAAACAUAUGAAUUGCUAGGAAUUUUAAAUUCAUACUUUUGACAUCUAAAAAUCUGUAAUCAAAAGAUCUAAAGGGACUGUUGCUUAAAUGCACAUUGCAUUGUCAGAUAUAUGCACAUUGCAUUAAGUUCCAUAUAUGUCAUGUUAAACUCAAAUUUGCUGUGUAGAUAAAUUUGGAUAAAACUCAUAAGAAUAAAAUUAUAAUUACAUUUUAAAUGAACAAAAAUUUUACUUUUGACUGAGGGUAAAUGAUGUGCCUGAAAAAGGCAACCAGACCAUUUAGCUUUCAAAAAAAGGUGAAGACUGGAAAAGCAGACAAGACAGAAAGGGGACAAUUCAAGCAAUGCCCUCUGUAAUAUAUUAUUCUGCCAAUGGUUCUUAGCAUUAUUUCACUAAAAUAAAAAAAAGGAGCAACACUCAUGCUAAGAAUGUCUGCCUUGCAAGACAAUAGAAAUGCUAUAUCAAAAUUGAUUACCUUACAAUUGCAGCUAAUUAUCAAAUAAAUAAGAUUUUCAAAUGUAGAUAUAAACCCCUUACCAAAUAGUGAAACCUUGUUACAUGCAUUAACUGCUUUGAACCUAGUUACGCUAGAAUAUCUUGGAAUUUUAUUAAAGCAAACCAUCAUUUUAAACUAUAGUCUGUUAAUUAUUUUUAAAACAGGGGGCUCUCUCCCCGAUUGGCCUAGUUACUGAGAGAGCUCAUACUCAAGAAAUUCCCCUCCAUACAACUCUCCUCGUUUCUAUUUAAUUGGUUAUUACCCUUGCUGUACUUUUACCUAAAUUAAAUUAAGUUAUGAAUUUGCUAUUGUGUUUAAUGUAUUAAUUUAACUUGAAUGUUGUAUAGUGUGUGCUGAGGAGUUUUAAAAUAAAUUAAACUGAAAUUGAACUGAACUGGAAUCUAUAUUCAAGGGCUGAAAAGGUUUUUUGAAACGAGUCAAGCGAAACAGUUGCUCUGUUGAAACUUGGGUCUUUUUCAAGUAUAGAACAACAAGGUUUUCAGGGUUUAAGAAGCAUAUAUUUCAUCACAGUGACAAAGAUUGAAAUAAAUGCUGGUUUAUAGCUAAAUGCGUAUCUGAAUACUUUGCCUUUAGAGAUCCAUCUUUAAACCACUUUCGGAAGUAAAACAAAAUUUGAGAAGAGAAAGGUUCUCAGGAAGUAAAAUUUUCCUUGUUAACCAUUUUCUUCCUAAAUUCUUUAUACUUCUGAACAACACAGACAAGGAUGUCACAACCGGGGGUGCAUCACGGGCACUUGCCUGUAAUUUUUGGCGAAAUGAUCUUGUUUAAGUAGUACCUACUCUUUUUUGGAGAAUUGCCUGUUGCGACAUGAUGGCUCUUCCUACCUACACCCCUUCAAACUUGAAAUGCUCCCGGCGUCCCUAAACACAGACAGAGUCGAGCAAACGACGAUACACUUUCCACAGUAUUGAAUGGAUGACGUUGUCAACAUCUGACAUUUGGCAUAAAUUUGGGGUUCUAUCUAAUGUCACCUUCACGAGAAAAAUGGAAGACGGAAGAUACAAGUAUACGAAAUAUGAGAAAAGGAAGUAUUCUUAUCUGUUAUAAAUUGAUGUGCAAAUCUCUCGACUAUCAACAAAACAGAAACAGCACAAAACUGAAUCAAGAUGAUCAGAAUUUUGUCAUUACUCUUUAUGGUGGUGGUUGUUUUUGAAGAAAACAAGGUUGGAGGACAAGGGUAUUUUCAAAACUAUAAAUUUCCAUGGAUGCCAAAUGGCUUGAACUUGAAUUCAAAUGGUAAUCGGUUUGGUUCAAGAAGGAAUCCGACACCAUUAAGCUUGAUUGGAAAUCCCUACUUCAAACAAGGCCCAAGGUAUUACCAACCGAGGCUGAAUUUUCCACGCUUUGGUUCAAGAAAUCGGGGACGCUGGAGCCUCGGGAAUGGUGGCCUCACGUAUAAAUUUAGAAAUGGUGCAUCGCUCACGCCAACGUUUGAUCUAAAUGGAAACUUUGGUGCAAAACUGAAAUUUGGCAGAAAACGAUGAUUCACCGCGGACCAACAUGCAAAUAAAUCUGUUGGCUAUGAAAGGAAAGUUGAAGCUGAGCAGAUAACUGAUAUUUCCGAUUAAGAGCAAGAUGAUCUGACAGGCAUUCCAUGAGAAAGCUUGAAAUAUAUUAGAGGUAGUUGUAGACAUUGAAUUUAUCCAUUGAUCAUUGUUAUUUCUUACAUGUGGUAUGACAUCAUCUUCUUAUACUAACCAAAUGCAUAACCGGAAA
This is a messenger RNA of Rhopilema esculentum, 3507 nucleotides long. The record is from RefSeq and is a predicted model, not a curated record. Lineage: Eukaryota; Metazoa; Cnidaria; Scyphozoa; Rhizostomeae; Rhizostomatidae.